AUGUCGAGCUCUAAACUUGUCCUUCUUAUCCUGGUCAUCGCCUGCUUGCUUUUCAUUACCUGGGCACGCCCUAGGUCGAGGUCUUCGAUAUACAAUGAGGUUAAUUCCUUGCCGGCCGAGAGGAGGAUGAGCAACGAAAUCAUGGACCAGAUAUCGCCCUUGAGGGUGCCACAUAAAAGAGAGUUCUUCCUGAAGAGGCGCUCCUUCGCCAGUCCAAAGAUGAUGAUGUCCAGGAGUCCGUUCCUCGAGCGUUUCUACAAUCAGCCGGUACCCGAGAUUGCUCCUGGUGGAUCAAACUACUUUGGCAAUAACGUCGAGCCGCUGUCCACCUUCGAGAUCCUGGAACCAGAAUCAUUAUUUUAG
Messenger RNA from Drosophila takahashii, 363 nucleotides. RefSeq lists its product as uncharacterized. Lineage: Eukaryota; Metazoa; Arthropoda; Insecta; Diptera; Drosophilidae. The record is from RefSeq and is a predicted model, not a curated record.